Erpetoichthys calabaricus (reedfish) is the source of this 1914-nucleotide messenger RNA. RefSeq names its product tigger transposable element-derived protein 1-like. The transcript has 3 exons. Bases 1 to 1914 code for a protein of 637 amino acids. Gene Ontology annotation, molecular function: DNA binding. Lineage: Eukaryota; Metazoa; Chordata; Cladistia; Polypteriformes; Polypteridae. Gene Ontology annotation, cellular component: nucleus. The record is from RefSeq and is a predicted model, not a curated record.
AUGGCUCCCAAACGUGCUCCUUCUUCCAAGGCUGGUGCUGAGCCUAAGCGACAACGAACAAUGAUGACGAUCGCUGAGAAGGUGAAACUUCUGGAUAUGUUGAAGGAAGGGAGAACGUACGCGGCUGUGGCCCGCCAAUAUGGUGUGAACGAAUCCACCGUUCGCUACAUCAAGAAGGAAGAGGCGAACAUUAGGAAGACGGCUACCAUCACCUUUCAAAAGUCGGCGAAGAGAGUGGUUACGGCUCGUAAUAAAACAAUCGUCCGUAUGGAAUCUGCUUUGGCCGUAUGGAUAGCCGACUGCCGAAAGAAGAACAUAACAUUAGAUUUGAACAUUAUCCAAACAAAGGCUAAGAGCCUGUACGAGACCUUUGCCGCUAAGGAACCAGAAGACGACAGUGGCGACCGCGAUGAAGAGGAAGAAGAUCCGCAGCCAGGGACCUCCAGUGAUUCACCACGUAAGAAACGGCAAUUUUCUGCUAGCAAAGGGUGGUUUGCAAAGUUUCAGAAACGCUACGGCUUAAAAAGCGUUUCCCUGCAAGGCGAGGCUGCUUCGGCUGACACGAUUGCUGCUGAAACUUAUGUGAAUGAAACGUUCAAGAAGAUUACCUCCGAAGGUGGAUAUCGGCCCGAACAAGUUUUUAAUAUGGAUGAGACGGGCUUGUUUUGGAAAAGAAUGCCAUCGCGAACUUUCCUGUUCAAAGAGGAAGCAAAAGCCUCUGGCUUUAAAGCAUACAAGGAUCGUGUGACCCUCGUGAUGUGUGGCAAUGCUGCUGGAUUUUUGUUAAAGCCAGGGUUUAUUUACAAGUCAAAAAACCCAAGGAUUUUAAAAAACAAAAACAAGAAUCUGCUUCCCGUACAUUGGAUGCACAAUGCAAAAGCCUGUAUGACGAAGAUGCUGACCUCCGACUGGUUCCACCAGUGUUUUAUCCCGCAAGUGAAGGCGUAUCUAGCAGAGAAGGGCGUGCCAUUCAAAGUCCUUCUCAUUAUGGAUAACGCUGGUGGUCACGCUACUGAUCUGUCUUAUUCGGGGGUACAGAUUGAGUUCCUGCCGCCCAAUACGACGUCACUAAUUCAGCCUAUGGAUCAGGGGGUUAUCAGGGCAUUCAAGACCCUAUACACGAGGAAUGCCUUAGCGAACCUGGUUUCUUCCGUGGAUGCCGCCCAAGAAGAUGACGAUUUCAACUUGAAGGCAUACUGGCGGCAGUACACAAUUGCUACGUGCCUCCAAAAUAUCCAGAAGGCAUUACAAGAGAUGAAGCCUGCCACCGUUAGCGCCAGCUGGAAGAAGUUGUGGCCCGAGGUUGUUUACGAAGACAAAGGAUUUACACUUGCUGAAAUCCAACACUCGGCAGUACAGAAAGCUGUGCAGUUGGCUGCGAUCAUUGGAGGUGAGGGCUUUGCAGACAUGACUGCGGAUGAUGUCAACGAGCUACUAGACUGCCACUCCCAGCCGCUAACUGAAGAAGACCUCGAAGAGUUGAUAAAGUCGGCGAGUGAAGAAGAAGAAGAAGAAGAGCAGCAAGAAACAGAAGAAGUUGUCUCCCCAACUGGCUUGACUUUGGAACGGCUCGCUGAGAUCUGCAGACUGGCUAAGGAUCUGCAAGAGCGGUCACAGGAAUGGGACGACAAUAUGAGACCGUCUACUAGCGAGCAGAAACUUGGAUUACAUGAAAAAGUCAUAGAAAGUAACUCAAGAAUUUCUAGGCACAGCCAAGGAAUGGAGGGUGUCCAGUUUGGUGGCUUCAGGAUCGCUUCUCUGCUUUUUGCAGAUAAUGUGGUCCUGCUGGCUUCAUCAGACUGUGACCUCAGACACCCAGUGGGGCAGUUUGCAGCUGGUUGUGAAGUGGCCAGAAUGAGGAUCAGCACCUCCGAGUCUGAGGUCAUGAUUCUCAGCCAGAGAAGGGUGUUGUGA